Messenger RNA from Striga asiatica, 2268 nucleotides. The record is from the annotation of a GenBank genome assembly. Lineage: Eukaryota; Viridiplantae; Streptophyta; Magnoliopsida; Lamiales; Orobanchaceae.
AUGGCUGCAUUUUUGCCUAUGGCAUUGGCUUUUUUGUUAGGAAUCACUGCAAUUUGCAAGCUUUUCAAAGUUUCCAUUUUCAGACAAAAAACUGCAACACCACCACCAAAUGGAAGCAUGUUCUACUUGCCUUUGUUAGGUGAAACUUUAUCUUUUCUCAAGCCACACAAAUCAAAUUCCCCAGGCACAUUCUUACAACAACAUUGCUCCAGGUAUGGAAGAGUCUUCAAAUCCCAUCUAUUCGGCCGCCCGACAAUAGUUUCGUGUGAUCACGAUUUCAACAUGUUCGUACUUCAAAACGAGGAAAGGCUUUUUCGGAGCAGCUAUCCUAAGCCAAUCCACGACAUUCUCGGAAAACUAUCGAUGAUGUUGGUCUCGGGAGAUCUUCAUAAGAAGCUUAGAAGUGUAGCCGUUGGAUUCAUUAACGGUUCAAAAUCGAGGCCUGAUUUUCUUGAUUAUGUCGACAAGUUGUGCGUUUGCUUAGUCGAUUCGUGGAGAGCAAAAACACAACUAACUUUUUACAUUAUGCUGAAAAAUUUGGUGAGCAUUGAGCCAGAGGAUCCACUUGCUGCAAAUAUACUUGAAGAUUUUCUCACAUUUAUGGAGGGUUUUGUUUCUCUGCCUCUCUACAUUCCAGGGACUGCUUAUUCUAAGGCCAUCAAUGCUAGGAAAAGGAUAUCGAACACUCUACACGAAAUUAUAAAAAAGCGGGAAAAUAAGUUAACGGGUACAAAAACACAAAGAAGAGGAGAUUUUCUUGACGAGAUCUUAGCAAAUGGAGGAUUAAAUUAUGAGGAAAAAGUGAGUGUUUUACUGGACCUUUUGCUAGCUGGUUACGAAACAACCUCAGGGCUGAUGGCCCUCGUCGUCUAUUUUCUGGCUAAGGCCCCAUUAGCCCUUCAGACACUUCAGGACCCAGCAACAAGCAGAAAAGUGAGCCCUUAUGGUGGUGGACUUCGAAUUUGUCCUGGGGCAGAGCUUGGUAAAUUGGAGACUGCAUUUUUUCUUCACCAUCUUGUGCUUAAUUUUAGAGGCCAAAGUGCUAAACCAAACCAGCACAGAGCGAACUGCGAACGUCGUCGUUUAGUGGGAAGAAUGUCGUAUGACUACCUCUUCAAGUACAUAAUCAUCGGCGACACAGGUGUGGGAAAAUCGUGUUUGCUUCUUCAAUUCACCGACAAGAGGUUCCAGCCGGUGCAUGAUCUCACAAUCGGAGUUGAAUUUGGGGCUCGAAUGGUUACCAUCGACGGCAGGCCGAUUAAGCUUCAGAUUUGGGACACUGCUGGUCAGGAAUCCUUCAGAUCCAUUACUAGAUCAUAUUACAGAGGAGCUGCUGGUGCCCUUUUGGUUUAUGACAUCACAAGGAGGGAAACAUUCAAUCAUCUCGCAAGCUGGCUGGAAGAUGCUCGGCAACAUGCAAAUCCCAAUAUGACAAUAAUGCUCGUUGGAAAUAAAAGUGAUCUUGCACAUCGUAGGGCCGUAAGUAAAGAGGAGGGGGAGCAGUUUGCAAAAGAAAACGGGCUUCUGUUCUUGGAGGCUUCUGCUAGAACUGCUCAAAAUGUGGAAGAGGCGUUUACCAAGACUGCAACCAAGAUACUUGAGAAAAUUCAGGAAGGAGUCUUUGACGUGUCCAACGAGUCGUCGGGAAUCAAAAUUGGCUAUGGAAGGUCUCAAGGUCCCGCGGGUGGGAGAGAUGGGACAGUUGCUCAGGGAGGUGGAUGCUGCAAUUGACUCAUAUAUCUGCUCUAUUUGCAUCAAACCAAUUUCAUUUAAUCAUAAGAGAUUCUAAUAGAAAUGUACAGUUUAAGUAUGUGAACUGAUGUAAGAUAUGACAAUGGUGUGAUGUAUUACUAUGGAGUAAUUAUUUCCUUCACAUUCUUAUUCAAUGUGAUUAGAAAAUUGUUAGCUAUAGACAACCAUGGCAAGAAGAAAUUACAUCGACCUCUUGGGAUUAGAAGAAUUACAUAACCAAUGCAUCAAAGCUGGAAGAACUUUCUGCUCCCAAAUAGCAUUCUUGUAUGCUGAAGAAAUAAUUUAGUCAGAUCAUUUUAUUUCGCACAAGCCUUGCACAGAGUGCCAAAUUAGAGUACUUCACGAGGUCAUGUACCUAUCUAUAUCUGCAGUAAGAUCAUCCCUCUUGAAUGUACUCAAAUAUUUGAUAUUCCGUAGGUCGUAAUAAAUGAUGAUCUUUUCUUUCCACCUGAAUCUAAAUGCAUUUUUUAAUUUUUUAUCCUGUAAGAUGUCUCUAUAUUUUAAAUUGAAAUGCAU